AUGGCGGCAAGCAGCAGCCAAUCCAGCCUCCCGGCUCGUGGCUACGAAGACGAGCUCGCGUUCCUCAAGCAGGAGACGCCGUACCGCUGGCGCAUUGAUCUCGGCUUCGUCCCUCAGAUGCGGGUGCCGGGGCACGUCUACGUCAACGAGGCGCUGCAGCCGCUGCUAUGGUCGGAGCUGCGGCAGUUCGCGGGCUCCUCGUCCACGUCCGGCUUCCUCCCAGCGCUCAAGCAGAUAGCCAACGUCGCCGCGCUCCCUGGCAUCGUCGGCCACUCCAUCGGCCUACCGGACGCCCACUCUGGCUAUGGCUUCGCCAUCGGCAACGUCGCGGCCUUUGACAUGGACGACCCGGACGCGGUCGUCUCACCCGGCGGCGUCGGCUUCGACAUCAACUGCGGCGUGCGGCUCCUGCGCACCAACCUCACCGAGGCCGCGGUGGCAGACCGGCGCGAGGCGCUCGCGCAGUCGCUCUUCGACCACAUCCCUGUCGGAGUCGGCUCGCAGGGCGUCAUCCCGUCCUCUUCGGACAGCCUGCAGCGGGCGCUGGAGCUGGGGAUGGACUGGUCGGUGCGCGAGGGGUACGCGUGGGCGGAGGACAAGGAGCACUGCGAGGAGAGCGGCAGGAUGCUGACCGCCUCCCCCGCCUCCGUCUCGGCGAGGGCGAAGAAGCGAGGCGUGCGCCCCCUGCUGGACCGAGCCACACGGGGCCCGAGCAAGAGCCCUCGGAGGCCCGUGCCGGACGCGCGCUCUCCGCCCCUCGCAGGCUUGCCGCAGCUCGGCACGCUCGGCGCUGGGAACCACUACGCCGAGAUCCAGGUCGUCGACCGGAUCUUCGACAAGCGUGCUGCGGCGCAGAUGGGCCUCGACUUUGAGGGCCAGGAGAGCGGCGGGCGCGCCUGUCUCUCCCCGCCGGCGUCUCCCCCGCUCACGCGCCGCCCAAGCGCCCAGGCCCACAGGACCACGCACCACGACCACACGCGUGUCACGCGCAAUCACGGUGAUGCCACACGCGAGUCCACACGCAAGACCACACUCCGGACCAGCCGGGUGGCGACGGACGCGCUGCUGCAGAUGGAGCGGGCGAUGGGGCGCGACGACAUCCGAGUCAACGACCGGCAGCUCGCGUGCGCGCGGAUCGGGUCCGCCGAGGGUAAGCAGUACCUGCAGGCCAUGGCGGCCGCGGCGAACUAUGCGUGGGCCUUCGCGCGCACCUUUGGCGCUACGCCAGACGACCUCGAGAUGGGGGUCGUGUACGACGUGUCGCACAACAUCGCAAAGGCGCCGCUGCUCGUCCACCGCAAGGGCUCCACCCGCGCCUUUCCUCCGCACCACCCGCUCAUCCCGCUCGACUACCAGUUCACCGGGCAGCCCGUGCUGAUCGGCGGCACCAUGGGCACGUGCUCGUAUGUGCUCACCGGCACGGAGAAGGGGAUGGCCGACACGUGGGGCAGCACCUGCCACGGCGCCGGGCGCGCAAAGUCGCGCGCCGGCUCGCGGCGGCAGCUCGACUACACCGAGGUGCUCGAGGCGCUGCAGCAGAAGGGCAUCUCCAUCCGCGUCGCAUCGCCCAAGCUGGUCAUGGAGGAGUCGCCCGAGUCGUACAAGGACGUGACGGAGGUCGUCGACACCUGCCACGCGGCGGGAAUCUCCAGCAAGUGCGUCAAGCUGCGGCCGAUCGCAGUCAUCAAGGGAUAG
Emiliania huxleyi CCMP1516 is the source of this 1695-nucleotide messenger RNA. RefSeq lists its product as hypothetical. Gene Ontology annotation, cellular component: tRNA-splicing ligase complex; nucleus. The record is from RefSeq and is a predicted model, not a curated record. Bases 1 to 1695 code for a protein of 564 amino acids. Gene Ontology annotation, molecular function: RNA ligase (ATP) activity. Lineage: Eukaryota; Haptophyta; Isochrysidales; Noelaerhabdaceae. The transcript has 5 exons. Gene Ontology annotation, biological process: RNA processing.